Messenger RNA from Rhinichthys klamathensis goyatoka, 1822 nucleotides. Its product is annotated as tyrosine-protein kinase Src42A. The coding region runs from base 219 to 1637 and encodes 472 amino acids. The transcript is spliced from 9 exons. The record is from RefSeq and is a predicted model, not a curated record. Lineage: Eukaryota; Metazoa; Chordata; Actinopteri; Cypriniformes; Leuciscidae. Gene Ontology annotation, cellular component: extrinsic component of cytoplasmic side of plasma membrane. Gene Ontology annotation, molecular function: ATP binding; non-membrane spanning protein tyrosine kinase activity; signaling receptor binding. Gene Ontology annotation, biological process: innate immune response; cell surface receptor protein tyrosine kinase signaling pathway; cell differentiation.
GCAUGCGUGCUACAGCCUUUUGUUUUUGCUUAAGUAAUCCCAACUGCAUGACAUCAGGGAAAUUCUGAUCAUUUUUUCACCAAAUACUUCCUUGACCUAACUGUAACCAAUAGGAACUUGCCUGGCUACAGUGAGUUGGUAUUCUAGUGAGCUAGUCAUGCCAUUGUACCAUCAUUCUGCUCUUAUGCACACGGCAUGAGAAGAUAUGACUGGUGGACAUGGGGAAUUCUUCCUGUAAACGCUGCUGCCGGUGUUGCCAAACCAAGAAAGAACAGCCGUCCAUCAACCGUGACAGGGUCUUCAAGUCAAUCCACGACUAUCCCUCACGCACAAUAUAUGAUCUAAAUCUGAAGAAAGGAGAUGUUCUGGAAGUGAUAUCAGAGUCUGAUUACUGGUUGUACGUGAGGAGACAAACAGCUAAGGCUGACGGAUCUAAAGUGCCUCAACGUGGAUAUGUGCCUAAAGACUUCGUCAAGCCGCUGGGUAGCGUAGAGGCCGAGUUGUGGUAUUUUGAGAAUGUUAAAAUGCGUAUAGAGGCCAGGAGAUGUCUGCUGAGACCCCAGAAUUAUGAGGGUGCAUUUCUCAUCUGGAAGAGUUAUGAGAAUAACAAUUACUACUUAUCAGUGAGGAAUGGACCUCAUGUACGACAUUACCGGAUCAAGCAGAGGGAAAACGAAAAGCAGUUUUUCCUUGUUCAUCAUACAACUUUCCAGACCUUGCGUGAGUUGGUGGAGUUUUACUCUAAAAAUGAAGGCGGACUCUGCGCAAAGCUUCAUGAACCCUGUGUGAAGCUGGACCAGCCAGCUCCUCUUACUCUGUCAUUUGACUCCAAAUGGGAGGUAGAGAGAAGUUCACUAAACAGAAUAAAGAAGCUCGGCAGUGGGCAGUUUGCCGAUGUGUGGCAGGGGCUCUGGAACGAGACAACAGAUGUGGCCAUCAAAGAGUUCAAAGUUGUCAAUUAUCCAUAUAUCAAAACAGAGAUUGACAUCAUGAAGGAGCUGCAUCAUGAGCGUUUGCUGAGGCUCUAUGCUGUGUGUACCACUAGUAAACCUGUCUGUUUAGUGACAGAGCUCAUGAAAAAUGGCUCUUUAAAGACAUUUCUCAUCAGCCACAAAGAGAAACAAGAUCUUGAGUUUUCGCUCAUGAUGGAUUUUGCUGUCCAGAUUACAGAAGGAAUGGCUUACAUUGAGAACCAAAUAGUUCACAGGGAUCUGAGAGCUGAGAACAUUCUGCUUACCGACAUGCAAUGCUGCAAAAUAGCCGAUUUUGGACUCGCACAAAUUAAUCUACCAGGAAACAGGAUGUCAUCAGAUGUUAGGGUCCCUGUAAAAUGGAUGGCCCCUGAGAUUUUCGAUAACCAGGAGUACACAAGCAAAAGUGACGUCUGGUCUUUCGGCAUCCUUUUAACCGAAAUUGUCACGUAUGGAGAUGACCCGUACCCUGGUCAAGACAAAAUGACAUGCGUUCGAGCCAUUCAGAGAGGAGAGCGUAUGCAGCGACCGCCUGACUGCCCCGAAGCGCUCUACGACAUCAUGCUGCUGUGCUGGAGGCAAAACCCUGAAGAGAGGCCAACAUUUACUGAGCUGCAGGAGAAGCUGAUGGCUCUCAUACACGAGCCUGUUACUGAACUGGAGUAGACUCUGUAGGUCCGAGAGAGUUGAGAAUCUUUUGAGCAUGUAGUAUACAGUAUGUAACCAACACGAGGAAAUCGCACAAUUUCUUUUUACUGAAAUGCAUUAUAAAGCAUUACAAUCAAAAUUUAAAUCAACACAAAGACAGUACAAGAAGUCUUGUAUUGAUUUGUAAAUACUCAAAUUAUAUA